AGAAAGCCCAUUCGGAUUUCCGACGGAGACAUUUUAAGAUCACGACACGCCGCUGCAUUUGCACGACGGCUAACGGAUACACUGGUUUUGUCUGCCAAUCCAUCCCCAUUCGAUCCUACCUUUGUCUUGUGUUGUCGGAAAGCACUUCCCGAAUUUAUUUUCUUCUUGAAGAAAUGGGCAUGCUUACAGGGUUGACUAUAGAAAAUAAAUUUCAGCCCAAAUCUAUAGACUUGCAGAGAAGACAAAUCCAAGGUCUAAAGGGGGAAAAGCUGCAGUUUCCAAGAAGCUGGUCCUAUCUAAAGAACAGAAUUGCUUGCAGUUUAUCCCAGCCAGAUGGAAUUUCCUCUGCUAAUGUGGAGUGUAAAAAAGAUCAGCCUUUGGUUAAGAUGUGUGGAAUUACAUCUGCUAGAGAUGCUGCUUGGGCAGCAGAAGCUGGUGCCAAUUUCAUUGGGAUGAUUCUGUGGCCUAACUCAAAACGUUCCAUUUCACUUGCUGCUGCAAAGGAAAUUUCAAAAGUUGCGAGGGAAUAUGGGGCAAAACCUGUUGGAGUAUUCGUGGAUGAUGAUGCAGACACAAUAUUAAGAGCGUCAGAUGCAUCAGACCUUGAACUUGUGCAACUUCACGGAGAAGGUUCUAGGGCAGUUUUUCCAAAAUUAGUGCAAGACAGAAAGAUACUAUAUGUUCUUCAUGCUAAUGCGGAAGGGAAUCUUUUGAACCAAAUUUCUGAAGAAGAUUGCUCUUUAGUAGAUUGGAUUCUUGUGGAUAGUGCAACUGGUGGGAGUGGCAAAGGGUUUAAUUGGGCUGAGUUCAAGUUACCACCAAUCAAAAGCAAACAUGGAUGGCUGUUGGCUGGAGGGAUCAACCCUGAUAAUGUCAGUGAAGCAAUCUCCACCUUGAAACCCCAUGGAGUUGACGUGAGUAGUGGCAUCUGCGCAACAGAUGGUAUUCAAAAGGAUCAAUCACGAAUUUCUUCCUUCAUGAGUGCAGUACGUUCCGUGCGCUAUUAAGUGAUAAUAGGAAAUUGCCACAGGGCAAGUAAUUCAAUUGUCUAGGCACCAAUUUGUUAUCUUCAUGUACAUUUAUUAGCUGGAAUCCGUAUUUCAUUCCAUGAAAUGAUAAGCAUCCAUGGAUGCAUUUUUGUUCUGCUGAAUUUCAGAGCAUUUUAAGUAAAAAUGUUACUUUUGA
Molecule: messenger RNA, 1185 nt
Organism: Rubroshorea leprosula
Lineage: Eukaryota; Viridiplantae; Streptophyta; Magnoliopsida; Malvales; Dipterocarpaceae
Source: the annotation of a GenBank genome assembly